This is a messenger RNA of Aphanomyces invadans, 1763 nucleotides long. RefSeq lists its product as hypothetical. Gene Ontology annotation, molecular function: symporter activity. The record is from RefSeq and is a predicted model, not a curated record. Gene Ontology annotation, cellular component: membrane. Bases 35 to 1639 code for a protein of 534 amino acids. The transcript has a single exon. Lineage: Eukaryota; Oomycota; Saprolegniomycetes; Saprolegniales; Verrucalvaceae.
CGUAAGUGACGAGCAUUUUGGAUUUCCUGCACAGAUGCCGACGUAUGCACCGAGCGAGGAGAUGUCGGUUGUUGAGAGCAGCUCAACCUUUCAACCAGGUCACCAUGCCGUCGACCCCAUGGGCAUGCUGCCGACUCGUCGCAAUCUCCUCCAAGAGCGAGAGUCCAGUGCCUGGUGGUGGCGAUUUUACUUGGGUGCCCCUGGCACCUUGGUUGGCGCUGGCUUCGGGUUGCUCCUGGCGUACAUACUCACGACAGAAGACAUCAAGAUCGCCCUCAAGACGUGCGAUGCAUCGUUCGAUCGGUUGUGCCAGAGAUCCAUCAGCCGGCUUGGGAUCUUGUACCUGCGAGCGCUGACGUGCGUUGUGUUUCCUCAAGCGUUUGUGAAUGUCGUGCUGGUGGCGGCCGAGAUCUCGGGAUCAUCGUCCAGACGUGUGGGCCGGGCAGGGUGGCGCGUUGUCGCGUUUUCAUUGUGCACGACGUUGCUUGUCGUCGGCCAAGGAUUUGCAUUUGGAAUGCUCUUUCUCGAUCGUUUUCAAGGAUCGACGUACACGUUCCGUCAACCGACGGUGCUCCUCAGGUGCCCCACCGCUGCCACCACAUUCUUGCAAAUGAACGCCACGACGAGAGAGCUGAACUGCGCACCGUUCAACGGGACCAUCGAAAGCAAGAUUGCAUAUCUCCUCUCGGACCUGGACCACGUGUUCGAGAUCGAUCCGAAAGUAAACCGCUUCCGCCAACUCGAAACGUCCUUGCCCGAGGUCAUCGAAGUGCUCUUCAAAUCUCAAACGCCGUUCACUGACGCCAUCAACAUCAACUUGGUUCAUCUUGUCCUUGGGGCGGCGUCCCUCGGCCUUGCCGUCGGCUCGUUGUCCCGGACGACAGAAAACACCUUGCUCCUGGCCUGCAUCCGCGAACUCGCCCAAAUCUUGAAGAUCAUGACGAGUUGGGUCGUUUCUGGGCUCCCCAUCGCCUUGAUGUCGCUCAUUGCUACCCCCAUCUCGAUGGCAACACACAACGUCUUUGUUGCGUCGGCGUCGAACGAUCUCGUGCGGCUCGUGUGGUACCUCGUCUGCUUUGGCAUUGUGUCUGCAAUCCAUGCACUGGUGGUCCUGCCGCUGAUCUUAAUCGUGUGGACGCGAGGGCAAGUGAACCCUUGGCGGUAUCUGCUUCAAGUCAAGGGGGCGUUGUUGUACAACGCGGGGACGUCGUCGACUCGAGCGGGGCACACGGUCCUCGCCAGUAGUAUCGACCGUACCAUGGGCUUCUCUCCGUCCUUGACGUCCCGAUUUGCCUUGGACGUUGGAAUCUCAUGCAACAAGGGCGGUGGCGGGCUGUACAUUUGUCUCUCGACGCUGUGGAUAUUCUCGAACGCGGGGUUGCUACCGUACUUGACACCGUCGAAGCUGGUACUCAUCGUUGUGCUGUCAACGCUCGGGUCGUAUGCCGUCGUCCCCGUGCGAAAUGGAGGGGUGGCCAUCGUCAUGUGCGCGUUUGCCAUGCUCUCGGGGCUGUCAAAUCCCUACGCGAUGAACUUUCUCUUGCUCGCCGAGUGUAUCCUCGACCCGCUGUGCACUGCCCUGAACGCGUGGAGCAAUGCCGUCGCCACCCGAAUCGUCGUGUUCCUCAAGCGAGACUAGACAUCCUGUCGUGCCGUAACUUAUUCUGCUGGUGAGCCACACCCUGCCAUUUCUCGAGGCGGACUCUCGGCCGCCGCACCCCUCCAAAAUGCGCGACUGACAUGCAUUUUAAAUCUGCCAAAAG